Triticum aestivum (bread wheat) is the source of this 1452-nucleotide messenger RNA. RefSeq lists its product as uncharacterized. The transcript is spliced from 2 exons. The record is from RefSeq and is a predicted model, not a curated record. The coding region runs from base 85 to 1149 and encodes 354 amino acids. NCBI's taxonomy places the organism in Eukaryota, Viridiplantae, Streptophyta, Magnoliopsida, Poales, Poaceae.
AUCGUUGUUUCAUUCCAAUUCUCCGCCGCCGCCGCAGUAGCCGCGCUCGUUUCGAUUCGUCGAGUCCUCCCCUGCUGCAGGUAAAUGAGGGCGGCGCGGCAGUUGGUGAACGUGGUGAUGCGCACAGGCACCACCUACUCGGUGAGCCGCAUCAAGCCCGCGGAGAAGCUCUUCUACGCAUCCGUAGAGGAAGCGCGAACCGCGGCGCCGCCCAGGAAGAAGAUUCCGGCCCUGUCGAGGAUGCCCAAGCCCAAUCUCAGGCUCGAGGCGUACCGCCUGGACGACAUGCGGCUCGAUUUCCUGCCCUUGUACGGGCGGGGCGGCGGCAGCAGCAGCAGCGAGAUCCUCUCCGUGGACUCGGCAGGCCACACCAUCCUCUGCGACGCGAGCUCUGGCUGCGUCCAGCCUGCCCCCAGCCUCGGCGAGCCCAAGGGGGACAGCCCCAUCUCGUUCACCAUCGCUCGCGUCGGCAGCGCCGCCCCCGACACCAGCGUCGCCGUGGCUCUGUACGUCAUGGACAGGUUCCCCACCGGCCGCAGCUCCUGCAGCUUCGAGUCCCUCGCCUACGGCGAGAACAACUGCUGGGAGUGGAGCCGGCUCCCGCCGCCGCCCUAUGUCAACGACCCGGCCUACGACUGCACCGCUAUCCACUCCUACACGCUGCUCAAUGCAGGCUCCACCAUCUGCAUAUCCUCCUCCGGGCGCAGCCCCAUCGGGACCUACUGCUUCGACACGGCUAGCCGCCAGUGGAGUAAGGCUGGCCGCUGGGCGCUGCCCUUCUACGGCCGGGCCGAGCAUGUCCCUGAGCUUGGCAACCUCUGGUUCGGCAUGGCUGACGGCAGCCCCAACAACCUGUGCGCGUCGGACCUCUCCAGCCUCGACGGCGGGGCUCCCAGGAUGCUACGUGAGUGGCAAGUCCUCGACCCGCCUCAGGGCUGGGUGCAAAUAAGGGGCUGCCUGCUCUACCUGGGAGCCGGCAGGUUUUGCGUCAACAAAGUUUUCGACAUUGGGGACGAGGGCAGGACCAAGAGUGACAAUCAGGCUGCUGUCAUGACCGGUGUGGAGGUAGUGCAUGAUGAAACAGACCAACUACAGAUGAUCAAACACAAGUCCUGUGUCAGCUAUGCAGGCAUCCAGUGUAUCCUUUAGAUCAAUAUUAGUGGCUCCUACCAUAUGAGUUGUUUGCUUCUUUGUCUAACCAUGUUCUUAGACUGCAGCAGUUCACAGCAGCAUGUAUACUAAUUGUGCUCAGUUCCUUCUUAUAUGUAUGAUACAGUUUGCUGUUCCAACUUCAUAUGACUGUAAUCUUUAACUUUUACAUGCCAACCCCUAAAUUCAUGCCCAUGCGACCUAGAGAGACUAGUGGAGCCUGAAGGCCCAUUGUCAGCAAUGUUGGCAGGAUAUUCGCAGCUUCUCCAGGCAUGCUGCUUUCUUCUCGUCAGAAAGCCGGGC